Molecule: messenger RNA, 3543 nt
Organism: Chlamydomonas reinhardtii
Lineage: Eukaryota; Viridiplantae; Chlorophyta; Chlorophyceae; Chlamydomonadales; Chlamydomonadaceae
Exons: 4
Coding region: 47-2659 (870 amino acids)
Source: RefSeq, a predicted model, not a curated record
GCUGCGCUUUGAGGCGCUGUGCCUGCUAGGGCUGGUAGCGGUCCGCAUGUGCGAGGACGCACGACGAGAAGGUCAAGGCCUGCAGCCGCACUGCGCAACGUGUUGCCGGCUUCGGAAGACGGAGCUGGUGGAGGACGACAUGUACGCGGCGAUCUGCGCUGUGUCGGUGUGUGACCUCACCGAGCAGGGCCGGAAAAGGGGCCGGCCGUCCAAGCGAGACCAGCAUCCUGAGGACGACCUUUUCCGGCACGUCUACGAGGAGCACUUCCCGCGCGACGAGGAGGCCGCGGGGGCUCGCGUCAACAGGUCGGGCUUGACUCCCUUCCUGCCGCCAUUGUCGAAGGGCAUGUUUACCAACGUAAACAACCACUACGGCGCAAACUUCGCAGCCUGGCUGGCGCGCAGCUUUCGCUGCCGCAUCGACAACGAGCUUCGCGAGCUUCGUACUCCAGCCACGGAAAAGCUGGACAAGCUGGCAUGGAGCAUGGCGCAUGCCGUGCUCAACGACGGCGAGUUAGAGCAGCCGCGCUGCUGGGCGGGUUGGGCCCAGGGCGCCGCCGCGCAAGUCGCGGGCGCGGCGGCUGCGGCGGCGGCACAGGGCGCCGGCCCUGCGGGUGUGGCCGCCGCCGCGCAAGCCGCGGGCGCGGCGGCUGCGGCGGCGGCACAGGGCGCCGGCCCUGCGGGCGGGGCCGCCGCCGCGCAAGUCGCGGGCGCGGCGGCUGCGGCGGCGGCACAGGGCGCCGGCCCUGCGGGCGGGGCCGCCGCCGCGCAAGCCGCGGGCGCGGCGGCUGCGGCGGCGGCACAGGGCGCCGGCCCUGCGGGCGGGGCCGCCGCCGCGCAAGCCGCGGGCGCGGCGGCUGCGGCGGCGGCACAGGGCGCCGGCCCUGCGGGCGGGGCCGCCGCCGCGCAAGCCUGGACCGCCCUGAUUGACUACGUCAACGCCCAGCGUGCGUCGAAAAGGGCCGCAGAGCUGUUGCUGCGGGAGGUCAAGGGGGCGCAGGCCACGUACAAGAAGGCCAGCACGCGGCACAUGGAAUGGGCCGCGGAGAUUCUCGCAGGCCUUGAGGCACGCCGCGAUCAGCUGGGGGCGCAGGUGCAGCAACUGACGCAGGCGCAGCCGUUGACGCGAGAGGACACGCAGCGGCUUGCGUCCUUGCGCCGGGAACUGCAUCGCGCACGUCCGUUCACGCUGACCCCCAGCCCCUCCUUCGCGCCGAUCUAUGUGCCCCUUGACAACACGUCCAUGGCCCGCCUUCCUGGGCUGCUGCCCACCCUGGCAAGGCGCCAUGGCGAGGUCUUCGCCGGUGCAGGCGCGGGCGCCGUGGCACCCUCCUCGUUUGUCCAGGCCGUGUUUGGCGGCGGGGGCAUGCAGUCGCCUGCCACGCUGAACGCCGUCGGCUGGGGCCUGUUCCAGCUCGGGGGUGUGACCUCCCGCAACGCCCCCUUCGCCAAUUACAUCACCACGGACGGGGUGGCCUGCAGCGUGGCGCGAGAAGCGCACAACAAGCCGCUGGCCAACUUGAAGCCGGCGACCGCGCCCGCCGAUGCGGAGGAGCUGUGCACUCUGGAGGAGAUGAAGGCCACGCAGAUCAUCGGUGUGGACCCGUGCGGGGGAGGUAAUUGGUUCAUGGCAGCACGGUCUCCGCUGUACCAGCCAGGGCCCUGGGCUUGGGAGGGUGUCAGGGAGGGUGUCAGCCCUGCCCAGCGCUCCCUGCUCGAGCUGCACGACAAGCAGCUGGAUGAGGAGUUGUUCCCUGGGCAGCUGCCGCCGGAGCCGCGUCGCAGGCGCAAGGGCGUCAGGCGCAAGGGUGGCGGGCGCAAGGGGGGCCACCGCCGGAAGCAAUCGAAGCACUGGCAGCCGCGAGCCAGGACAGCGCGGCGGCGGCGCCAGAAGCGGGGCCGAUUCCUUAUGAGCAUGGGCCACUGGCGGCACAUGUCAGGCCUGGAACGACUCCAGCCAAACCGCCCACAGCUUGCGCCAGCCCUGCAGGCGUACGUCGGCGGCAUCCCCACGGCGGCGACCGCGUCGGCGGCCCGGUUUGAAGAGCGCAUGCGCUACCUCUUCGCCAGUGGGGCGGCAGGGCAGGCGGCGGGGCAGGCGGAGGCGGCGGGGCCGGCAGAGGCGGGGCCCCGGGGCGCGGUGCACGUGCUGUGGCACUACCACUUCUCGGCCUUCCGCCGAAAGCGCUGGGCUGCGUUCAUCCAGCGCGACCGCGCGCUCCACCGCGUCGCCAAGCAGCUCACGGGCGGCAGGCCCAAGGAGGAGGUGGUGGUGGGGUGGGGUUCGUGGGCCUUCCAGGGAGGGAAGGGCGGCUCCCCCAUCUCCGUCAGGGGCGGGCGCGCGCCGACGGGGCGGCUCAUCAAGCUGCUCCGUGAGCGCUACGCCAAGCAUGUGUUCAUCAUCGAUGAAUACAAGACCUCCAAGACCUGCUACAACUGCGGGUGUCAGGAGAUGGCCAUCAAGCGGCUUGGGGGGCUGAAGGAGGGGCAGCGGCCCUGGUCGGUCAAAGUCUGCAACGACUGCUUGACGACCUGGAACCGCGACGUCUCCGCCGCCAACGUGAUCCGUGUGCUCCUCCUGCUGAAGCUGAUGGGCUUCGAGCGGCCGACCAAGCUGCAGCGGCCGCCAUGGCCGCCGGCGGCGGCGGGGCCGGGCUGAGAGCCUGAACGGCGCUAGCAGGGCGUGGGGCUGAGGGUGCACGUGUUGAUUGGCGGCGAGUGACGUGACUAGUUUGUUAGCUGCGGGUUAGCACGGACUGUGCACCCCACCCAACCGGCCACGUCCGGAUUUGCGGGGAUGCCAAAGGCCCCCAACAUAGAGGCGUGUGCUUAGUAGGCGCCCGCGUCAAGGUGGCUGGGUUGAUAACGACCCGGGAUCAGCCCUUUUCCUGCCUCCCUAAGGCAGCCACCUCCUUGUUGAACAGAAUAUGCUGCAGCCAGAAGACGAUACUAGGACCUCAGGACCUAGGAUCAUAGCCCGGCAUAGUUGAGGUGAUUUCGCUGACCUUGCACUGCUUACCGUUGACUGGGUGGCCGGCCCAUGCGGGUAAUUAGGAGAACAAGUAAGUGCAUCGACUUUUAGGCCAGGGCACUGGCCGACAGCUUGUCAAUCGGCAUGCCCUGUUGCUAGCUAGAGGCAGUGAGAUUCACGGUUGCCAGAGCACAUGCAUUCAGGGAAUGCUGAACAGCAGGCGUCGUUAGAUGUGGAUGGAGUGUAUGUGUGCAUGGGGGUGGGAUAGAUGUGAUAAUGCCACAGAUAGAGGCGCACGGCAGGGCGGUGGCGGUGACGCUGCUGGCAAUGCGGGCAGCAGGAGGUGGUACCUGAAGCUGUGGCUUUGUGAAGUUGACAGGGUAAGAAGGGUGUUAACUGUAAAUGAGUGUACAGGGGUAUGUAAGCUUUUUUUACUGGGAUAGUAAGUGUGUGGUGGGGUUAGUCGGUUAGGUGACGAAGUGUCUUAAGAUUCGGAACGCAUAGGGUAAAGGCUGUCCUGUCACUGGCGGUCGUUCCGUGCGGGUGCUGUAUGUGCAAGUGUUCCCCGGUCA